Megalops cyprinoides (Indo-Pacific tarpon) is the source of this 1583-nucleotide messenger RNA. Its product is annotated as M-phase inducer phosphatase 1-B-like. Gene Ontology annotation, molecular function: protein tyrosine phosphatase activity. The transcript is spliced from 15 exons. NCBI's taxonomy places the organism in Eukaryota, Metazoa, Chordata, Actinopteri, Elopiformes, Megalopidae. The record is from RefSeq and is a predicted model, not a curated record. Gene Ontology annotation, cellular component: cytoplasm; nucleus. Gene Ontology annotation, biological process: positive regulation of G2/MI transition of meiotic cell cycle; protein dephosphorylation; positive regulation of G2/M transition of mitotic cell cycle. The coding region runs from base 25 to 1536 and encodes 503 amino acids.
CAGAGUGAAGGUUUCCGAAGUGCCAUGGCUGUUCCCCGGGCUGCAGGUUCAGGCUUGUAUCUGCAGGGUCCGCACUCUCCAGACCCCCUGCUCUCCCCGAUAUCCAAGCUCGCUCACUGCUUCACCGGGUUGGGCACCUUCCAGGCCGGUGAUACGCCCCGCCGUUGCCUGGACCUGUCUAACAUCAGCACAGGAAGCGGUGAUGCUGCAGUCCCACCCGACUCUCCAUGCAAUGCACCCCUCCCAGACCAACCCGUGUCUCCCCAACAGCAGUCGCCUGCACCCAGGAACAGCCGGAUGAAGCGGUUGAAGUCAGUUCUGCCAAGGCUGCUGUGCAGCAGUCCCAAGACAAGCUCCAGCAUUCACAGCCGGGGAGAUCCUCUCGACACAAACAAGGAGAAUGUAGCAGAGUGGAGUGGGCAGCCCGCCAGAGAAGAGUGUACGCUGCAGACUGCAGUCCCACAGCCAGGGGGCGCCGGUGAGCUGGGCGCCCUGGGCAGCCCUAUCACUGCCGCUCCCCUCUCCCCAGUAACGGACCUCCAGGGGGCUGAUGACAUGGACGGCUUCAUGGAGGUGCUGGAGGAGCAGGAGGAGGAGAGUUUGGCUGUCAAUCCCUUGUCCUCUAGCAUGGCCCAGCUGCUCUCUGACCCCCUCAUGAACCAGGAAGUGGAUAUCUCCUCUAUGUCAGUGUGCCGUCGGGAGGGUCGGCGCCUGUUCCGCUCUCCCUCCAUGCCGGAGCGGCUGCACCGGCCAGCGCUGAAGCGAGCCCUGGCCACCCCCACUGCCGACCUGCCCAUCAAGCGACAUCGCACCCUCCCCGCAGCUGUGCAGGAGGAACAGGACCAGGAGGGAGGCGACAGUGGGGCGGCGUACAGCAGGAAGAGGGGGUGCUUGCUGAAGAAGACUCUGUCUCUGUGUGAGGUGGCCCACAGCUGGCAGCUGGGAGGGGAUGGUGCCAGUGCAGAGCUCAUUGGAGACUUCAGCAAGGUGUGUGCCUUGCCAACUGUGACAGGGAGACACCAGGACCUGAAAUAUAUCACCGCUGAGACAAUGUGUGCACUGCUGGCUGGAGAGUUCAGCAGUCUGGUGGAGUCGUUUCUGGUGGUGGACUGUCGCUACCCCUAUGAGUACCAGGGUGGACACAUCAAGGGGGCGCUGAACCUGCCGAACACCGAUGAGGCAGUGGCCCACCUCCUACGCCAGCAGCUGCGAGCCCGUUGCCCCGAGAAACGGCUGGUGCUGGUGCUGCACUGCGAGUUCUCCUCUGAGAGAGCGCCAAGAACGUGUAGACUGCUGCGGAGGCAGGACCGCAGUGUGAAUGAGUACCCAGCCCUGCACUACCCCGAGGUGUACAUCCUCAAGGGAGGAUACAGGGACUUCUACCACCUCUGCAAGGAGCACUGCGAGCCUCAGUCCUACUGCCCCAUGCACCACGAGGAUCACCGCGAGGAGCUGCUGCGCUUUCGCACCCACAGCCGCGCCUCGGCGGAGGAACGCCGCCGCCGAGAGCACAUCACCCGCCUCAUCAAGCUCUGAGCCAAUCGCGGCCCUCCUACAGCCGCUCCGCCACCCGGCCACACACA